Messenger RNA from Capronia epimyces CBS 606.96, 834 nucleotides. RefSeq names its product autocrine motility factor receptor. Gene Ontology annotation, cellular component: mRNA cleavage factor complex. Lineage: Eukaryota; Fungi; Ascomycota; Eurotiomycetes; Chaetothyriales; Herpotrichiellaceae. The coding region runs from base 1 to 834 and encodes 277 amino acids. The record is from RefSeq and is a predicted model, not a curated record. Gene Ontology annotation, molecular function: mRNA binding. The transcript is spliced from 4 exons.
AUGUCGACCGUCACGACGACGACACUGAAGUCGUCCUACCCUCCGAUCCUUCCACCUGCGUUCACGGCCAACCAACCUCCAACGAUCCGACUCUACCCUCUUUCGAACUAUACCUUUGGCACAAAGGAGACGCAGCCAGAGGAAGAUCCGUCAGUGUCGGCGCGGCUGAAAAGACUGGAGGAACACUAUGAGAAAUAUGGCAUGCGUCGGACAUGUGAGGCCAUAUUGGUCUGCCACGAACACAAUCAUCCCCACGUGCUGAUGCUGCAGAUCGCCAACGCAUUCUUCAAACUACCCGGCGACUACCUACCCCACGACGCAGACGAAAUUGAAGGCUUCAAAAUUCGGUUGAAUGAGAGACUAGCACCGACAAAUCCCAAGGAAAGCGAUACCGAGUGGGAGAUCGGAGACUGUCUUGCACAAUGGUGGCGGCCGAACUUUGAGACGUUCCUCUAUCCAUUUCUUCCCGCCCAUGUCUCACGGCCAAAGGAGCUGAAGAAAUUGUAUCUCAUUCAUCUCCCACCCAACAAGGUGCUCAGCGUGCCGAAGAACAUGAAACUUCUGGCUGUGCCGUUGUUCGAGCUCUAUGAUAACAGUGCACGGUAUGGGCCCCAGUUGAGCGCGAUCCCGCAUUAUCUAUCGAAGUAUAGGUUCGAGUAUGUCGACGAGGAUGGGAACUUGAGCAGUGUUACACCAGGCGGGGGGCCGACACUGCCAGGGCCUCAGCUACCAAUGACCGGUUCGCGGGAUAGUGAGACGCAGGAUCCAGGACACGCGAGGCAGGAGGAGGAGGGACAGGACGACGAUGAGAUCAAAGUCGAGAAUGGACACUGA